AUGACGAAUUCAGCCUUGGAAUUAAGUCAGAAUAAGGUUUCUCCCAUAGUCAACCGAGGUGUGUUCAUAUAUGGACAAAGAACAUGUGGGAGAGGACUGCAGUUAAAUGCAUCUCUAGCUGUUGCUUGGGGAUAUCUUGGGAAGUUGUCUCUUAAAGUGGACGAAAAGAAAUUGGCAAGGCAAGUGUUUGGUCGGGUGCGAAGUAUCGAUCCCGACCUUGCAUUGCCAUGGGCUAGCAUGUCAGUCAAGUCUUAUGUGAGUAAGGAGUCUGCACCAGAUAAGGCAUUUGAAAGCUGUUCCCGAGCAGUGCAGAUAAUGCCUUUAGCUGAAUUCUAA
Vicia faba (fava bean) is the source of this 336-nucleotide messenger RNA. NCBI's taxonomy places the organism in Eukaryota, Viridiplantae, Streptophyta, Magnoliopsida, Fabales, Fabaceae. The record is from the annotation of a GenBank genome assembly.